Molecule: messenger RNA, 3629 nt
Organism: Mugil cephalus (flathead mullet)
Lineage: Eukaryota; Metazoa; Chordata; Actinopteri; Mugiliformes; Mugilidae
Gene: top1a
Product: DNA topoisomerase Ia
Exons: 21
Coding region: 110-2362 (750 amino acids)
Biological process (GO): chromosome segregation; DNA replication; DNA topological change
Cellular component (GO): nucleolus; chromosome
Molecular function (GO): DNA topoisomerase type I (single strand cut, ATP-independent) activity; DNA binding
Source: RefSeq, a predicted model, not a curated record
UUACACGACACCGUUUUCUCUUCAUUCUGCCUGCAUCCUCUCGCCGGUGUGUGGUGUUUAGUUUGUUUCUCUUUUUUGAUUAGUUUUUUAAUCAAACAGCGUCUAGGAAAUGAGUGGGGACCAUUCCCACAACGAGGACCAGAUUGACUGUGGCUCACGCAUCAAUGACUCUCACAAGAAUAAAGACAAGUAUAGAGACAAGGAACACAAACAUAAAGACCACAAGAAGGACAAGGAACGGGAGAAAUCCAGACAUGGCGACAGUUCUAGUGAUCACAGGGACUUCUCUGAAAAAAAACACAGAGACAAGGAGAAGAUGAAGCACAAAGAUGGCAGCACAGACAAAUACAAGGACAAGCACAAGGAUAAGAAGAUGAAGUCCCUUGAUGGUAAAGUCAAGAAGGAAAAAGAGAAUGGUUUUGCCAGUCCUCCACAUGUGAAGUCCGAGCCGGAAGAUUUUUACCACUCUCCUAAACACCACUCUCUGAAAAGAGAAAGAGAUGAUGACGACAAUGACUCUGAAUUCAAGCCUAAGAAAAUAAAGACUGAAAAUGACAAGAAAGCAAAGAAAAAGAAACUAGAUGAUGAGGACAUUAAGUCUAAAAAAACAAAAAACAAAAAAGGAGAAGUCACUGGAAAAAAGAAAGCAAAGAAAGAGCCAGAGGAGAAGUGGAAAUGGUGGGAAGAGGAGAGAUACACAGAUGGUGUCAAAUGGAAGUUCCUGGAACACAAAGGACCAGUGUUUGCGCCCCCUUACGAUCCCCUUCCUAACAAUGUCAAAUUUUUUUAUGAUGGUAAACCUAUGAAGCUAAGCCCAGAAGCCGAAGAGGUGGCCACAUUCUUUGCCAAAAUGCUGGACCAUGAGUACACCACUAAGGACAUCUUUCGUAAAAACUUCUUUAAAGAUUGGAGGAAGGAAAUGACUUCAGAGGAAAAGGCCAAGAUCACUGACCUGAAGAAGUGUGACUUCACUGAGAUGGGAGAAUACUUCAAGGCCCAGUCUGAAGCCAGGAAAGCCAUGUCAAAAGAGGCGAAACUGAAAAUAAAGGAAGAGAACGAGCGCCUCUUGCAGGAGUACGGCUUCUGCAUCAUGGACAACCACAGGGAACGUAUCGCUAACUUCCGCAUCGAGCCCCCGGGCCUGUUCCGUGGUCGCGGAGACCAUCCUAAAAUGGGAAUGCUCAAACGCCGCAUCAGACCGCAGGACAUCAUCAUCAACUGCAGCAAGGACUCCAAGUACCCCGAGCCUCCUCCAGGCACCAAAUGGAAAGAAGUUCGUCACGACAACAAGGUGACUUGGUUGGUGUCGUGGACGGAGAACAUUCAGGGCUCCAUCAAGUACAUUAUGCUGAACCCCAGCUCCAGAAUCAAGGGAGAGAAGGAUUGGCAGAAGUAUGAAACAGCUCGUCGUCUUAAGAAAUGUGUGGACCGUAUCAGAGCCCAGUACCGCGAGGACUGGAAGUCCAAGGAGAUGAGGAUCAGACAGAGGGCCGUGGCGCUCUAUUUCAUCGACAAGCUGGCUCUGAGAGCGGGUAAUGAGAAGGAGGAAGGAGAGACUGCGGACACGGUGGGCUGCUGCUCGCUGAGAGUUGAACACAUCAAACUCUAUCCAGAGAACGAUGGUCAAGAGUUCGUGGUGGAGUUCGACUUCCUGGGUAAAGACUCGAUCCGCUACUACAACAAAGUUCCUGUGGAGAAAAGGGUAUUCAAGAAUCUGCAGUUGUUCAUGGAGAACAAAGGGCCUGAUGAUGACUUAUUUGAUCGCUUGAACACCUCUAUUCUGAACAAGCACCUUCAGGAGUUGAUGGACGGUCUCACAGCCAAAGUUUUCCGUACAUACAACGCCUCAAUUACUCUGCAGCAACAGCUGAAGGAGCUCACAAAUGCGGAGGAAAACAUUCCAGCCAAGAUCUUGUCCUACAACAGGGCCAACAGAGCUGUGGCCAUCCUGUGUAACCAUCAAAGGGCUCCACCUAAGACGUUUGAGAAGUCCAUGCAGAACCUGCAGACUAAGAUUGAUGCUAAAAGGGACCAGCUUUCUGAUGCCAAGAGAGAACUGAAGAGCGCCAAGGCCGACGCCAAAGUACGGAGAGACGAAAAAUCCAAAAAGGCAGUAGAGACCAAGAAGAAGGCAGUUCAGAGGAUAGAGGAACAACUGAUGAAGCUGGAAGUGCAGGCAACUGAUCGUGAAGAGAACAAGCAGAUUGCCCUCGGCACCUCCAAACUCAACUAUCUGGACCCUCGCAUUUCUGUGGCCUGGUGUAAGAAGUGGGGCAUUCCCGUUGAGAAGAUCUACAACAAAACCCAGCGUGAGAAGUUUGCCUGGGCCAUCGACAUGGCAGAUGAAGACUAUGAAUUUUAAAUCCCAUUUGUGGUUUUAAAUGAUUCACUUUUUUUUUUUUUUUUUUUCUAUUGGAUACUUGUUUUUUUUUUUUUUUUUUAGCUUAACUGAAUUUUGCUCGAUGGCCAGACCUGACAAGGAAUUUCAGAAAGGUUCAGCAGGAAAAACAUUGACGACACGGUAAGACAAAAUGAGGCCAUUAUGAAGUGACGAGAGGGUGUUGUGGAUAGUCUAAACAUCUGAUCUGAGAUCAGGCAGCCAGGCUGAACUAUACCCACAACUGAGAAUCAAGACAUAGUCCCGUAAUUGGAAGGUCCUUUUACCUUUGUCGCCGUCCUUCCUUGGGGACGCAUCCUGACAAAGCCUGAACUUUGAACUCUGUGGUCCUAUAGCUACUGUAUUAAUGAAAAGAAAAAAGCUUUGUAUGGUUUUAUUUUUCUUGGUUCACUCGCUCUGUAUUUUAGCCCACCCAUGUAUUAUUAAUGAAUUCUAUAUUUUGAUAGACAAAGUAAAAAAUCAAAUGAAUUUCCUUAACUACACCCACGCGCCUUUCGAGGAAAUGGGAAAACGUGAGCGUCUGUGUGUGCGCGUGCAUGUGUGUAUGAGGGGCUCAACCGUGGAGGCUGUCUGUUUGGGUGGAUAUUUUAAACUGGACUAUGUUGUAUUGUUGAGCGUGAAAGAGGAUGUCUGUGCAAGCAAAGGGGAAAAUACUGCAACCAUGUCAAUAUUUACUUAAGCAAGCAGAAUGUGAAUAUUUUGUUUUACAGCCUCGGAUCAGGGACUUUUUUUUUUUUUUUUUUUUUUUUCAAUGUAAAUGUGAACCAAUCAUUGUAAUCCUCUUGCGUUGCGAGCGUCCUCCGAAUCUCUCUGCAUAGCCCUGUGUACAUCUGAUUUUAACUUAAUUUAACAAUUGUUCAAGAAAACUCCCUCAUCUGUUACUUGAAAAUAAUGCUAUGAUAAUGUAUUUAAAGUCAGUUAAUGGAAAGUGUUUUUUCUCCUAGAGGGUUGUGUGAGGGAUAUCAACUUUUGCCAAAAAAAAAAAUCUCCAAACUGUUACAAUUUAGGAAGGGUUUUAAAUUGUGUAAUGAUUGAGGAUAAAGACAUGUAACAUUAAUGUGAAUUAUCAGUUCAUUUUAUUCCACUCUUACGAUAGGAACAUUGAUGUAAGUAGCUGUAAAGCCAACAUCCUACUCCUGUUUUACCUUUUUGUCAUAGCCUUUGAUCAUGUUUGAGUUUUUAAGCUCAUUGUAGGUUGAAAAAUUAAUAAAAACCCUACAGGUAAAAAAUA